Messenger RNA from Manihot esculenta (cassava), 1342 nucleotides. RefSeq names its product homocysteine S-methyltransferase 3. Bases 142 to 1170 code for a protein of 342 amino acids. The transcript has 7 exons. Gene Ontology annotation, molecular function: zinc ion binding; S-adenosylmethionine-homocysteine S-methyltransferase activity. Gene Ontology annotation, biological process: S-methylmethionine cycle. Lineage: Eukaryota; Viridiplantae; Streptophyta; Magnoliopsida; Malpighiales; Euphorbiaceae. The record is from RefSeq and is a predicted model, not a curated record.
UGAAGUUUGGCAAGUGCAGUUUGGUGUUUUCAGUUUCAAAACCGAAAACAUUUUGUGUGAAAUAAUUGUAACGGUGACGUAUAUCUAACUAGCAAGUCUCUUCUCUCUGCUUUUCCCAACCUCAACCUGUGCUUCAAACAUAUGGGACUGGAAAGCUCCGACAUGUCUUGUUUUAUUUCAGAUUUCGUGCAAAAGUACGGUGGCUACGCCGUAGUCGACGGCGGCUUUGCCACUGAACUCGAGAGACACGGUGCUAACCUCAACGACCCCCUAUGGAGCGCCAAAUGCCUUAUUAGUUCUCCUCACCUCGUCCGAAGGGUACACCUGGAUUAUCUAGACGCUGGGGCAAAUAUCAUAUUAACAGCAUCCUACCAGGCUACCAUUCAGGGUUUUGAGGCCAAGGGGUUGGCUACAGAAGAAGCGGAAUCAUUACUUAGGAGAAGUGUCGAGAUUGCCUGUGAGGCAAGGGAAAUUUAUUAUGACAAUUGUACCAAAGGUUCUUGGGAUCUUGUGGAAAACGGAAAUACAACAAGGCGUCCAGUUCUGGUUGCUGCUUCCAUUGGCAGCUAUGGGGCUUAUUUGGCUGAUGGCUCAGAGUAUAGUGGCGACUACGGCGAUGCGGUUACUCUCCAAAAGUUGAAGGAUUUUCACAGGAGAAGAUUACAGAUUCUGGCCGAAGCAGGAGCUGACUUGAUUGCAUUUGAGACGAUUCCAAAUAAGCUUGAAGCAAAGGCAUACGCUGAGCUGCUUGAAGAGGAAGCCAUAAAUAUUCCAGCAUGGUUUUCUUUCAAUUCCAAGGAUGGAAUAAAUGUGGUUAGUGGUGAUUCGAUAUUGGAAUGUGCAUCCAUUGCAGAUUCUUGCAGGCAAGUUGCCGCUGUUGGGAUCAACUGUACGCCUCCUAGAUUUAUCCAUGGACUUAUUCUCUCCAUCAGAAAGGUUACAAGUAAGCCAAUUGUCAUAUAUCCAAAUAGCGGUGAAACUUACGAUGCCCAGCUCAAGGAGUGGGUGAAAUCAAGUGGAGUAUCAGAUGAAGACUUUGUUUCAUACAUAGGCAAGUGGCACGAGGCAGGAGCUUCUCUUUUUGGUGGAUGCUGUAGGACUACUCCAAAUACUAUCAGAGCUAUAUCCGGAGUUCUCUCCAAUAAAUCCUCAUCCCCUUUUAAGAGCUAAACUGGAGAUUUGAAUGAUAUGAAACCGAGUCUGAGGAUCUGAUGAGAUCAGUCUUUUAAUCAACAAUAGCCUUGUAAUCCAAUGCCAUCUCUGUUUUGAAGUCCCUCCAAGUGGAUGCAACUUAGUCCUGUACUCUUAUAAAUGAAAUAAGAAUUUCUGCUUUCUUUUCGAA